GCUAAGCCCGCUUCAUCUCCCAGCUCUCCGACAGCCACGGGUUCCCCAACCACUGCCAGUGACAAGAGCUCCAGUGCUGAGACACAACUUGACAAGGACACCAGCCUCGCGCUGCAGAAGGAGCUGCUGGACAUCUUCACCGCGCCCGGGGUUCAGAAGAAACUGCGGGAGAUUCGCGACUCUGGAGUGAAGUGCCCAACUCUUGCAGCCCUGUUGGACACCAAAGAACAACGGAAGCUGCUGGAGAAGUAUGGCCUGGAUGCCUCCCUCUCAGAUCUCAAGGAGGUCACGUACAUCUGGAGAAACUUUGAGACUGAUCCGGAUGUCUAUGUGAAUCAUGCAUCCAUCCAGGAGGCUUUGGGCUUUUCAACGGUGAAGGAUCAAGAUGUGCAGAUGCCCAAGGGAUACAAGCAACCUCUCAACAAACAAAGCCUGAUUCGCCUCAUGAAGAGUCUGCUCAAGAGUUACAGCGAGCCUGACUUCCAAGCAGCGAUCGAAGAUAUGAAACGUCGUGCUGAUGCCAGCAAGGAGGGAAGCAAGAUACAAAAGGAUGGCUAUUACCACCUUCCUGGCAGGGAAGCUGUCGCCUUCGCUGUGCAAGAGCAGCUGUUGCCAUGUUUUGGGCUUCAGGCUACUCGGGAGGGUGUUACCGAAAUGAUCAAGCGAUGCGCCGAGCAUUUGGACGACCCAGAGGAAGCUGGGCAUGUCAUCAGCCGCCUGCGAGCGCUUCCGCAAGAUCUGCAAGGACCUGUGAGGUCCGCGAGGUGC
Cladocopium goreaui is the source of this 768-nucleotide messenger RNA. The record is from the annotation of a GenBank genome assembly. NCBI's taxonomy places the organism in Eukaryota, Dinophyceae, Suessiales, Symbiodiniaceae.